GCCAUGCUUGCAUAACUUGAGCUUCAUUCUUGGUUGGGGCCUGUGCGACUUUCCCAGUUGAAGGCUUGUACUUUCAGACCGAAAGACCCGCUAACCAACAAGGCAACUUGGCAGCCACCGCUCCUUUGUGCUCGUGCGACGCAUGUGGGCUUGCUGUGACCUGGACGCAGAGCUCAUGGAGUCGCUGCCAGAGAAGCGGUGGUGUGUGGUCGGAGGUGCAGACAAGGGCAUCCUGGUGCGGCAGGGUCAGGAGUUGAGCUCUCCGGAGGCCUCAGCGCGGCUGGCUCGCGGUGCCCUGGUGCGGCAGGUCUCGCUGGUUGGAGAUCGACUUUCUUUUGCAAAGUUGAUGGGCGAAGGGCCUGACACCGGCUGGGUCAGCAUCAAGAUAAAGGACAAAAUUCUGAUGGAGCUGGCUCCCGUCUUGGAGCCCAAGGCCGUCCCGGGCCGCGAAGCCAAGGUCUUUGUUGCGCCGCCGGCCAAGGUGGAGGGCAGGAAGCCACGUGCGCUGUGCUUGCAUGGCACCGCGGCCACUGAGAAAGUCUUGAGGGCGCAGCUGAUGCCCCUUCUGAAGCUUGCAGGGGAUGACAUCGAGUUCCUCUUCCAAGAUGGCUGCAUUGACUGCGACCCAAAAAAUCCCAUAGUGGCAAAGCAGAUAGAGCUUAUGACGCAGUACUUCCCCGGCGAGAAGUUCAAGCAAUGGGCUGAGCCUUCUGGUGAAGACGGAGGCUGGCGACGGUACGAGGGAUGGGAGCAGGCGCUGCGCUUUGCACAGGAGGCCAUGAACAAGUUGCAGCCGGAUGUGCUUCUGGGCUUCAGCCAGGGCAGCAAUUUGGCACAUCCCUUAGCAGCACAAGCAGCGCUCGGCAGAGGACACCCACUUCACUGCGUGGUACACUUCUGCACCACCAAGCCGGGCUGGGUGGCGCAAACUCCGGAGCUGUUCGAGUGGCAGAUACCGGUGCCUGCGUUGCUCAUAGCCGGCAAGUUGGAUGAGACUGCCACUGGCAGCAGCGAAGUGGCAUCAAGCUAUGCGGACCCAGCCGUGCUGAGCCACAGCGCCCUCUGAGGUCACAGGCCCUUUCCAAAGAAUCCGGCGGAGGCCAAGGCACUGGCUCAGAAGAUUAGAGACUUCGUGCUGCAAAGUUGCCGUUGAAGCCGGUGAGAGCCGCCCAGUGCACGUUUCAGAUUGCCACGGAAGAAACUUCCCGAGAGCGCACGCGUGCGUAGCUCGUUCACGGAGAGC
Effrenium voratum is the source of this 1243-nucleotide messenger RNA. NCBI's taxonomy places the organism in Eukaryota, Dinophyceae, Suessiales, Symbiodiniaceae. The record is from the annotation of a GenBank genome assembly.